UAACCAUGGCCGAAAGGUCUGUUAGGAUUCCACGUGUCCCCUCUGAAGGGCAGCUGGACCCCAACUUCCAGGAGGGGAGGCUGAGGAGGCCGACUCCUGACAAGAGAGAGCUGGACCAGUGGGUGAAGGAGCUGGAGAGAAAGGUGGCGAGGGACAGGAUGAGGGACGAGCUGCGGCGAAUGAGAGAGGCUGUGGACCGAAGGAGGCAAGAGAUGUGGGCAAGACAGUGGGAGUGGCAUAUCUGUCAGGUGGCACUGAAGAAAAAGGAAGAGAAAGAGAGACAAGGUGCCCAGCUGACAGGACUGGAGGAGAGGGUGAUGAGAAAGAGAGAGCAGGAGAGAGAGGAAGAAAGACGCAUAGGAGACAUGGAAGAAAAAGUGAGAGAGCAGGAGACAUUGUUGAAAGAAAAAGUAAAGGAAAACAAAAGACAGAUAAGGGAGAUGAAAGAGAAAGUGAAAGAGUCUGAAAGAAAGAGUCUGAAAACAUGUGAAGGAGGAAGAAAGAUUGAUACAAGAGGUGGAAGAGAAAGCGACAGAGCAGGAGAGACUGUUUAG
This is a messenger RNA of Alosa sapidissima (American shad), 554 nucleotides long. RefSeq names its product golgin subfamily A member 6-like protein 1. The record is from RefSeq and is a predicted model, not a curated record. The coding region runs from base 6 to 554 and encodes 182 amino acids. NCBI's taxonomy places the organism in Eukaryota, Metazoa, Chordata, Actinopteri, Clupeiformes, Clupeidae. The transcript is spliced from 3 exons.